AUGGCCGAUAUAAAGGAAGAAGCUGAGACGAAUAUCAAAGAAACUGGACCCUCGUCCAUCAAGUGUCCAAUGCUCACCUCGACCAAUUACGCUGUCUGGGCCAUGAGAAUGAAAAUUGCGCUCAAAGUUAAUAAAGUAUGGGAGGCUAUCGAUCCUGGAAGCAAACAUGAAGAGAAGAAUAACAUGGCUAUAGCUUUGCUCUUUCAAUCCAUCCCUGAGGCUCUAACAUUACAAGUCGGUGAUCUCGAUACAGCCAAAGGAGUAUGGGAGGCUAUCAAAGCAAGACAUGUCGGGGCUGAGACAGUACAAGAAGCUCGUUUGCAAAUUCUAAUGGCUAAAUUCGACAGACUCAAGAUGAAGGAAGAAGACACCAUUGACUCAUUCGUGGGAAAACUUUCGGAAAUCUCGUCGAAAUCUGCCUCUUUAGGGGAAAUCAUUGAAGAACCGAAGAUUGUCAAGAAGUUCUUGAAAAGUCUACCAAGGAGAAAAUACAUUCAUAUUUUCGCAUCACUUGAGCAGGUUCUCGACCUAAACACGACUAGCUUUGAGGCAUCGUGGGUCGACUAA
Messenger RNA from Brassica oleracea var. oleracea, 567 nucleotides. RefSeq lists its product as uncharacterized. The transcript has a single exon. NCBI's taxonomy places the organism in Eukaryota, Viridiplantae, Streptophyta, Magnoliopsida, Brassicales, Brassicaceae. The record is from RefSeq and is a predicted model, not a curated record. The coding region runs from base 1 to 567 and encodes 188 amino acids.